Messenger RNA from Aplosporella prunicola CBS 121167, 1425 nucleotides. Its product is annotated as glycoside hydrolase family 76 protein. The transcript has 2 exons. Gene Ontology annotation, biological process: fungal-type cell wall biogenesis; carbohydrate catabolic process. The record is from RefSeq and is a predicted model, not a curated record. Gene Ontology annotation, molecular function: mannan endo-1,6-alpha-mannosidase activity. Bases 1 to 1425 code for a protein of 474 amino acids. NCBI's taxonomy places the organism in Eukaryota, Fungi, Ascomycota, Dothideomycetes, Botryosphaeriales, Aplosporellaceae.
AUGAACUUCUCCCUCCGGCCCAUCGGUAUCCUGGGGAUACUGUCGUCGCUCGUUUUGACCCUUUUCCAGCAUGCCUACGUCGCCGAUGCCGUCGAGAUUGACAUCCAGGACGCCCAGUCCGUCAGGGACGCCGCCGCCUCGGUUGCCUUUGACAUGAUGAAGUACUACACCGGAAACAACACGGGCGACGUGCCCGGCAACUUGCCCGAUCCUUACUACUGGUGGGAGGCCGGCGCCAUGUUCAUGUCCAUGGUCGAUUACUGGUACUACACAAAGGACGAGACGUACGUCGCCGUCACCAAGCAGGCCCUCCUGCACCAGGUCGGCGAGGAAAACGACUACAUGCCCGCCAACCAGACCAAAUCCGAAGGAAACGACGAUCAGCUCUUCUGGGGCCUUGCUGCCAUGACCGCCGCCGAGCUCAAGUUCUCCGAUCCCGACAACUCUCAUGCGUCCUGGGUCGCGCAAGCCCAGGCCGUCUUCAACGAGAUGGCCGGCCGUUGGGACACUGCCUCUUGUCAAGGAGGUGUCCGCUGGCAGAUUUACUCCUUUAACGGUGGAUGGAACUACAAGAACAUCAUUUCCAACGGCGGUCUCUUCCAACUCUCGGCCCGUCUCGCGCGCUACACGGGCAACGAAACCUACCAGACGUGGGCCAACAAGAUCUGGGACUGGGCCGAGGGAACGGUUUUGCUGGACGUCGACAAGUGGAUCGUCAACGACGGUACGUCGACGCUGAGCAACUGCAGUCAGGCCGAUCAAACCCAGUGGACCUACAACUACGGCACCCUCCUCGUCGGGUCGGCCUUUAUGUACAACGUGACGGAGAGCGACAAGUGGAAGAAGCGUACCGAGGGCUUGCUGGAGUCGGUUUGGUCCAGGUUCUUCCCCGACCAGAUGGGUCCCAACAUUAUGGUCGAGACGACGUGCGAACCUUCUUCGCUGUGCGAUCUUGAUCAGUCGUCUUUCAAGGCCUACCUAUCGCGCUGGCUAGCAUUGACCGCCCAGGUUGUGCCUAGCUCCUACGAAGAUAUUAUGAAGCGCCUCCGCGCGUCGGCCAAGGGGGCCGCAGGCCAGUGCUCCGGCAGUGGCCAUAUCGCGGACAAGACGUGCGGUCGGCAGUGGAACAGCACCACCUGGGACGGCACCAUGGGUAUCGGCGAACAAAUGUCCGCACUUCAAGUCAUUGGUUCGGUCAUGUUGGAUUUGGGGAACCUUGAUCCUCCCGUCACCUUUGCGACGGGUGGUACCUCCAAGGCCGAUCCGAAUGCUGGUACUGGCAGUUCUUCCAGUAACUCGGACGGAACGUACGAUAUCAGCACGCCCAUUACGGGUGGCGACAAGGCGGGGGCAUCCAUCUUGACCAUUUUUCUGAUUCUCAGCACGAUAGGUGGUGCGUACUGGAUGAUGAUGGGAGAUUUUUAG